AUGGCGCAGCAGGUUGCCGCUCUUCUGCCCGGGCUGGCGGUCGGGGGUGACAAUGUGCUCUAUGGAGGCCUUGGAUCUGGGUUCUCGGAGAGCAGCGGACUGUUGAAGCGCGAUGCUUGUGUGGAUGCCUUUGGCACGGGUUGGAUUACAAGCACCUGCACUCCAGGAACAACACUGUGUUGUGAGCAUGUUGCCAUCUUGAUCGUGCUCCCGGCUGACACAUGGGAGGUCAGAUCUCCCGCGGUGGCACAAGAACGAUGUUUCCUACAAAUGUCCAAGAAAGUCUGGCGGCCCGGAAGUAGUGCAACGGUAAAGACAGGCUAA
Molecule: messenger RNA, 324 nt
Organism: Pseudocercospora fijiensis CIRAD86
Lineage: Eukaryota; Fungi; Ascomycota; Dothideomycetes; Mycosphaerellales; Mycosphaerellaceae
Exons: 2
Coding region: 1-324 (107 amino acids)
Source: RefSeq, a predicted model, not a curated record